Messenger RNA from Scutellospora calospora, 438 nucleotides. The record is from the annotation of a GenBank genome assembly. NCBI's taxonomy places the organism in Eukaryota, Fungi, Glomeromycota, Glomeromycetes, Diversisporales, Gigasporaceae.
AAAAUCUGAAUGCACCGGAAUUAAGAAUUCAAGGACAGGCUAACUUUGGCUUGGAUAGGUUUAAAGAUGAUGAUAAAAAUUCGGUUUUUACAUCUGCCCAUGCCUCAAUUAUUCAAGAAACAGAAGCCACUGAACAAUUAGUUGCAUUGCUCGUUCAAAAAAAAGCUGAAAUUGAUGAAGUUCUAGAUUCACACACAGUAUAUGCCUUAGGACCGGACUUUCAGCAAGGUUAUCUAGUUCCAUGCAUUGCAUGUUGGAUCGCUGAGCCCCUUGAUACAGAGCUAAUGAAAAAACUUUCAGCUUUAUUUAAUUACAAGUUUGAAAUAAUUAGCUAUGUAGUAAAUAAACAGGGUAAAUUAUUGAAUAGUGAGCUUUCUUCAAUUGAUGAAAUAACCCCAGAUAAAAAUGGGCAACAAAAUGAUAAUAAUGGGGAUAAAA